Molecule: messenger RNA, 2400 nt
Organism: Eufriesea mexicana
Lineage: Eukaryota; Metazoa; Arthropoda; Insecta; Hymenoptera; Apidae
Product: kinesin-like protein KIF12
Exons: 15
Coding region: 1-2400 (799 amino acids)
Biological process (GO): microtubule-based movement; spindle elongation; mitotic spindle organization
Cellular component (GO): microtubule associated complex
Molecular function (GO): microtubule binding; ATP binding; microtubule motor activity
Source: RefSeq, a predicted model, not a curated record
AUGGUGCUUGUGAAAAAUCCAUCGCCUUCCCGAGGCGAGAGUCUUCAAAAAGAAAAUGCGAAGAAGGAUAAGGGAAGGAGUCGCGUGUCUCGCGGCAAUAGCCCGGCUGAUCAAGCUACCUCUAGGGGAAGUAGUCCAGGAAAGAGCAUUUCCGGUGUCAAAGUAGUCGGGAAAAAUAGCUUAUUACAGUCUCGUGGAAGCGAGACUGGUAGCAUCGAGAGGUUGGUAGACGGUGAUAAGAGAGUGAUCGCCACUAAGCAUCUGCUUCCAGAGAACAACAUAAAUGUUGUCGUCAGAGUUCGUCCACUUAGCAGUAAGGAAAUUAAGGCCGGCGACGAUAUGGCCGUGCAAUUUCCCGGAGAUGGACAGAUAUACUGUGAAGGAUUCCCGAGCAGCGGGGACAAGAAGGGCAAAUUAUUUUCGUACAACGUGGUGUUCGAGCCCACGGCCACUCAGGAGGACAUCUUACAAUUUUCUGGUAUAAAGAAGCUCAUCGAAAUGGCAGUAGAAGGGUUUAGCUGUACCGCGUUUUGCUACGGCCAAACCGGAAGCGGAAAAACUCAUACCCUCACGGGACCUCCAGAAAUGUUCGAAAGGAUGAAUCCUUACUCGGAGCAACACGGCUUGGUCUUCCGGUCUUUCGUCUACCUAUUUAAAUUGUUGCAAGAAAAACAGGAGUGUAACUUCGUGUUGAAAGCCUCCUUUCUGGAAAUCUACAAUGAGAAGGUAAUAGAUCUGUUAAAUCCUGGCACGUCGAGGAAACCACUGAUGGUUCGAUGGAGCAAAAAGACACGAGGCUUCUUCGUCGAGAACCUUUUCACUGUCGAUUGCGAGGAACUUGAUGACCUUCUGGCGGUUCUCGAAGAAGGAAUGAGGAAUAGAUCAGUCGGCUCGCACAAUAUGAACGAGCAUUCCAGCAGAAGUCAUAGCAUCCUCACUGUCAGCAUCACAUCUGAGCAACAGAUGGACAACGGUGUAUUUAUCUCAAGACAAGGGAAAAUCAACUUCGUUGAUUUGGCAGGAAGUGAAAUGACGAAGAAGACGCAGAGCGAAGGGAAAACUCUGGAAGAAGCUAAUAACAUUAACAAAAGUCUUAUGGUCCUAGGUUACUGCAUAGCUUCCUUGAGUGAUGGAAAACGCAAAGGUGGUCACAUUCCGUAUCGGGACAGCAAAUUGACUAAGCUUCUAGCCGAUAGUUUAGCAGGAAACGGUGUUACAUUAAUGGUCGCCUGUGUUUCGCCAGCCAAAUCAAACGCGAGCGAAACUCUGAAUACUUUGAGGUAUGCGGCAAGGGUGAAGAAGAUCCGAACGAAACCCAUCGUCGUAAUGGACCCUCGAGAAGCUCUGAUCCUCAGUCUGAAACGAGAAGUAGGAGCCCUUCAAACGGAAAACGAACAUCUGCGGGCAGCUCUUCAUUUGAGUGGUGACUCUUCAAAUAUAAUUCGUAGCGAAUCGAAAGCCGAGAAGAGGGUGCCGUUAACGCCACCGGUAGUAGACUUGGAUAAAUUGUCCGAAAUGGAACGACCGGAAUUAAGUCAGUUGAUUCACGCAUAUAUUACGGAAAAUGAAGCUCUUCGUCGAGAAAAUGCAGAGCUAUACGCAACAAGAGAGCAAGUGAUAAGGGACCAAGAACUCGUCUGCAGAGAAAACGAGAGAUUACUAAAGAAACUCGAAGAUGUUAACUCGUUUUAUUACUGCAGAGUGUGUUGUCGGUCGCCAAUCAUACCUGCUAGACCUACUUAUUCGGCGGAAGUCCUAAACGAUAAUGAGGACGUACCUGGAGCAACCAACGUUUGGACCAACCCUAAUGUGGAACCUACCCCUCUUUCAAGUGAUAUGAUUAGGCAUGGAUUGUACAGAUCGGCAAGUAAUAUGCCAGAAAAGAUACAAAAGGAACUGGACAAACGUAGAAUCGUUGGUAGUUAUAAUAAUAUAGCAGAAGCAUACAAAGAUAAAAGUCAUCACCGUCGGCACAAUUCGUGGGAUAAUGGAAAUGGUACAACGAGAAUGAGUCCGGAUCAAACAGUAUCACCGAUAGACGUUAAUCAGUAUAAAAAGGCGAGCAUACGUCGCACCUCUACAGUCCCUGAAGAACGAAGACCAUCAGAGACCAACGAUCUCUUAGGCGAACCGGUUCAACCGACUGAUCAUUCGUACAAUGAAUCCUCAGACUCAAUCCUUAGCAGUCCUCUGGAAAUGGUAAAUUCUACGCCGGAUACAGCUGAAUCAGAGGCGCCAACGGCGCCAUUUCCGGCAGUAUCGCAUAUGUUAUCGCGGUUCGGCACUCCAGAACCCGAAGACCAUGAAACGACACCAAGGAAAUCCAAAGAAAAAGAGGAUGAAACCACUCAAAGAGCGUUUGGUAGUCCAAUACCAAUUGACGAGGACAAGCCUCUUUGA